This is a messenger RNA of Megalops cyprinoides (Indo-Pacific tarpon), 1486 nucleotides long. RefSeq names its product tumor suppressor 2, mitochondrial calcium regulator a (gene tusc2a). The transcript has 4 exons. Gene Ontology annotation, biological process: inflammatory response; regulation of mitochondrial membrane potential. Gene Ontology annotation, cellular component: mitochondrion. Lineage: Eukaryota; Metazoa; Chordata; Actinopteri; Elopiformes; Megalopidae. The coding region runs from base 170 to 505 and encodes 111 amino acids. The record is from RefSeq and is a predicted model, not a curated record.
GCUGGUUCAAGUCGCAGUAUCGUUGUGUCUGCACAGAAACCUCUGGAGCUCAAGGAGGGUCCGUAAUUUUAUGCAGAUUUAAACGCGUGCCCCGGGCUAAUAGCGCUUUACCUAGUCUGACACUUUUCUUUGGUGUCUCACGCCAAAAAAUAAUGUUCCGGCGCUGAACAUGGGAGGUAGUGGCUCCAAAUCCAAAGGCUUUUGGCCUUUUUCCGGCUCCGGUACCGGCACUGAUCCAGCAAAUGAGGGAAACGAGCAGGCGCUGGCGAGGCUCCGAGGCGCCAGAAAUGCUACGCCGUUCGUGUUUACAAGAAGGAGCUCUCUGUACUACGACGAAGAUGGUGAUCUGGCCCAUGAGUUCUACGAGGAAACCGUUGUGACAAAGAAUGGCCGCAAGAGGGCGAAGCUGAAGAGAAUUCAAAAGAAUCUAAUACCUCAGGGAAUCGUGAAGCUGGACCACCCUCGGAUCCAUGUGGAUUUCCCCGUUGUUCUGUGCGAAGUGUGAGGCUGCCCAGGACGUUCUGGGAGACUAGGCUAAGGCCAGCGUUUGACAAAACUCCGCCCCUCCCCCUGAAUCCUCCCAUUGAGCCCUUGUCAUCCUGAACUUCAUUCUCACCGUGGUGUUCCUCAGAGAGGGCUUGCAGCACCCCCGUGUGGGCAGAGGGGUUCACUGUGAGCUGAAUGGCUGCUGUCUUCGCCUAGCUUGUGGAAACCGUACAGCAUAGUCAACGAAAUGGGGCUGGUGUGGAUAUUUUCCAGCUUGAUGGCUGAAAAUGACUUUGGGAGGAAAAGAAGAGGAAAAGACAAUGAACAAUAAAUAAUCAGUCCAGCUUUCCCACCUUGUCUGAAACAUACAGCACAGGUCAUUGUGUAAGGUUGCUCUUAUAGGAAACUGUCUUCUGUGUUUCAACCAAGUGCAGUCCAGCCUCCCUAGAAUAUAAUGAAUCCUACAGUGUGUAUCUUUUAAUUAGGCCUUUGGUGUGAAUGGUCAGUGGUACUGUUGUGUGAUGCCAAGGAUAAAUAAAUUAGUUGGAAUUCGGGAAAGGAGGGACUUGCGUGUGUAACUUACCAGACUAGUAGGCUUUGUGUGUUUGAAGUUGUUAUGGUAGUUUUCAACAGCUAGAAGUUUAGCUGAAUGAUGCCAGUGUGAAGCUAGGUUGACUGUGGUGCAAAGGUGCCAGUUUUUGGCUGUGUCUGGAGGAGGCUGCUCCAGAAACUGUGGUGUCCCCCACUCAUGCACCCCUAAAUUGAGUGAGUGAGUGGCUCUAGCAGCAUUGACCUUUUACUGCAAGUCCAGCAGCCACAACCGGUAGUUUUUGUAUAACAUGUUGGGUUUUUGUGAGUUUGUGUGUGGCUUUUCAAGGACAAGGCUUACCUGAUUCAGGGCUUUGUAAAGGGGUUUGUAUUCCAGGGAGGAAAUCUGACGCAUGGUUUUCUUAGCGUCCACUAAAGACCCGCUGCUGCGUGUUUUAAAAAAAAAAAAAAA